Anneissia japonica is the source of this 2171-nucleotide messenger RNA. Its product is annotated as cilia- and flagella-associated protein 157-like. Gene Ontology annotation, cellular component: ciliary basal body; cilium. NCBI's taxonomy places the organism in Eukaryota, Metazoa, Echinodermata, Crinoidea, Comatulida, Comatulidae. The coding region runs from base 196 to 1887 and encodes 563 amino acids. The record is from RefSeq and is a predicted model, not a curated record. The transcript is spliced from 9 exons. Gene Ontology annotation, molecular function: microtubule binding.
CACAUUUACAUGACAACCACACUAACAAGGAGAUUAUUGUAUUCAGCUUGGGUAGUACGUGGAAAAUGAAUUGGUGUAGGCCUAAUGCGGGCUAGGCCUAGGCUUAAUAAAAAGCGAAUAUACUCAGUAGCCUAGUUAAUGUGGAUUGAAAGACUAAUAUUAAUUUUCAGCAAGUGAAUUGAAACAGUUGUAAUCAUGCCACCAAAAAAGAAAGGAAAAAAGAAGGGAAAGAAGAGCGGAAAGAAGAGUGGAAGAAAAUCAGCCCGAGCAAACUCGGCUCCAUCUGGAUUGAAUCUGACAGAAGUGAGCAAGGAGUUUUUUCUGAUUCAAAUCCGUGACCUUGAGAACAGAUUAGCAAGGUACCAAAGAAAAUGUGACGAACUUGAAGUAGCCAGCUCACAGUUCCAAGCAGAGUAUGGUCAAAUGUCAACUGACAAAAAAGAGAUUGUUUCAUUCCUGAAGAAGCAAUUAGAGCAGAGGCAGGACGAGAUAGCUGAUCUGAAUGACAGGCUGGUGGGACUGCAGCAGGCAAAAGAUGCAGAGAAAGAUGGCUAUGAACAGCAGCUAACACAACUGAGGACAGAAUUCCAAGAAACUAAAGAUCAACUAACUUCAGAAAAUAUGAUAUUAAGUGGAAAGUUGGCUUCACUGGAGGAAUUCAAGGUUCAAAAAGAAGAUUUAAUGGCAAAAUUUGCAGCCAUGGAAGUAGAACUUGAAAGACAACAAACAGGACAUAAUGACAAAAUAUACCAACUAGAAAGAAAACAAGUUGUUGAUAAAGAUAGGUUAAAACGUGAGAUGGUUUUGCGAGUUAACCAAGUAGCCUCUGAAUUUCGCAAAGUCUCAAACAAACAGAUGGCUGAUACAACAAAGCGAACAAUCCGUGAAAAUGUCAGCAUCAAUGCCCAGCUGGCGAAAAUGUCUGAUAAGACCAUGGAACUGAUACAAGAGAAUGACGAGCUGAGAGCAAAAGAGAAAAAACAACGUCAACAAAUUGAUAUGUUAGAAGCUAAUGAGAAAGAAUUGGCCAAGAAAAACCACAGUAAUCAAAAGGUUAUCCGGAUGCUAACAGAAAAAGCAAAAGGACAGGAAUCUCUCAUUAUAGAACAUGAGGAACAGGAAAAGGAGUACUUAGAUUUGGAGACGGAGGCUCAGUUACUACGGAAACAGGCUGAGUCUUCUCGUGAGGAAUUGCAGGCAAUGGGCAAAGAGAUGGAACAUUUAGAGGAGGAUCUAGAAAUGACUAAAAAACAACAUAUUGAAACAAAGAAGAACAAAGAAAACAUAGAGCGAAUCCUGUCUGAAGCUGCUUAUUCAUUACAUAGGAUAUUAAUGAUGAAGGGGUCUGGAGAUGAUGUGUUAACUGAAGAUGACUCGGAAGGUAUCGAGCAACGUGACAGCAUGCUGGAAAAUCUCCUUAUCAUCCUGAAUGAGGCAGCUGUUAUUGGUGUAGGCCCAUCUCCUGGGGAAUUUAUCAAGGAAGAGGCACCUACUUACAGGACAAAGAGCUGUGGAUCAUCAUUCCCAGGUUCAAGGGCAGGAUUAAAACAGAGAUCAUUCCCAUUAACACCUGUAAGCAGAGCCAUAAAUUCUUUACCUCACUACAAGAUUGGUGAUCUGGGACUGGUACCGAGACCAAAGCCAAAAUUCUAUGGAUCUGACAAAACGAGACAGCUUUCAGCUACCAGCCGACUCAACCGACUGCAGGGUGUUAAGAGCCGAUCUGUUGGGGUGCAAGCUGCUGAUGCAGACUCUAAGCUUGGAUCAAUAUCAUCUCAGUUCCCAUUAGUUGCUAGUAAAUCAUCAAAAUCUGCCAUUUUUCAUGAGAUAGCAGUGACACGCCCUCCCCUUGGACCAAUCAUGACCAAAGGAAAGUUUGUGCGCUGAACCUAUGCACCAGAAGUAUUCCACCUUUAUAUAUUUUUUAAUCUAUUGAACAAAGCCAGCACUACCCAGUGAUGUACAGUAUAAUAAUUCUACAUAUUUUAAAAACAAUUAUUAAAUAAUAUAUUUUAAUAAUUAUGCCAAAUUAUGUUCUGAAUAUUCGUGGAUAUUACUUUGAUCUUAAAAUAUAUUUAGUGAGUCAAUAUUGUAUGUAUGAUAUAUAUGUAAAUAUUAUGUAUCCUGUUGUGUAGGAUUGAGUAAAUAAAAUUUGAAUACAAUGUGCUAAA